This is a messenger RNA of Harpia harpyja (harpy eagle), 5445 nucleotides long. RefSeq names its product nestin (gene NES). The coding region runs from base 113 to 4945 and encodes 1610 amino acids. Gene Ontology annotation, cellular component: intermediate filament. The record is from RefSeq and is a predicted model, not a curated record. Gene Ontology annotation, biological process: positive regulation of intermediate filament depolymerization. Gene Ontology annotation, molecular function: CCR5 chemokine receptor binding; intermediate filament binding. NCBI's taxonomy places the organism in Eukaryota, Metazoa, Chordata, Aves, Accipitriformes, Accipitridae. The transcript is spliced from 4 exons.
AUAGCUGCGCUCCCCUCCACUCCCAGCCACUCGCUUCCCUCCCUGCCUUCCCUCUCCUCCAGAGCCCCAGCAUCCUCUCCAGCAUCCUCUCCAGCAUCCUCUGGCAGCGCCGAUGCUAAGCACGGAAAGUUUUGCAGGGGCGAGAGCCCUCGGUGAGGAGUCGCUGCAGAUGUGGGACCUCAACAAGCGGCUGGAGGCGUACCUGGCCCGCGUGAAGUUCCUGGAGGAAGAAAAUGAGGUGCUGCGAGCCGAAAUCCAGAGUGCCAAGGGUAGCCCAGCCGGGGACUCCUGGCGGGCAAAGUACGAGGAGGAGCUGCGAGCCCUGCGGGAUGCGCUGGAUCAUGCCUUCAGGGAGAAGUGCACGGCUGAGCUGGCCAGGGACAACCUCUAUGAGGAGGUUCAGCAGGUGAAAAGCAGGUGCCAGAAGGAGCAAGCAGCCCGAGAAGAAGCCAAGAAGCAGCUGUCCUUGAGCAGGAAGGAGCUGGAGGAGGAGAGGAGAGCACAGAUCUGGCUGAAGGAGAGAGCCGUGCAGCUGGAGAAGGAGGUGGAAGCCUUGCUGGAGGUGCACGAGGAGGAGAAAGCGGGGCUAGACCAGGAGAUCGCAAGCUUCUCGCAAAGCCUGGAGAGCUUCCGCUGCGCACCGGUGGCUUUCCAGCCAGUGGAGGUGGAGGACUACUCCAAGAGGCUCUCAGAAAUCUGGAAAGGGGCGGUGGAGACCUACAAGACGGAGGUGUCGCAGCUGGAGACUUCCCUCUGCCAAGCCAAGGAGAACCUAUGGAAAGCGGUGGAGGACAACCAGCAGAGCCAGCUGCAGCUGCAGCACCUGGAGAAGGACCUGGCGGGGCUCAAAGCACGGAAGGAGAUGCUGGAGGAGAGCCUGGCCCGGCAGUGGCAGGAACAGCGGGGGGAGGCAGAGAAGUUCCAGCUGGCGAUGGAGGCCCUGGAGCAGGAGAAGCAGACCCUGCGGGUGCAGAUUGCCCAAGUGCUGGAGGACAGGCAGCAGCUCAUGCACCUCAAGAUGUCCCUCAGCCUGGAAGUGGCAACCUACAGGACACUGCUGGAAGCAGAGAGCACCCGCUUGCAAAUGCCAGCUGGGGAAUACAAGAUGGCAAAUGGCUUGCGAGAUCUCAAGCUGGAGGUGAGCAGCGGCGGCAAGCUGGCACCGGUGAGCGCUGAGGCCAGGCGGCUGCUGCCCCGGGACCACCGUGCCAGCCCCUCCGUCUUCUCCAGGGCAGAGGGGAGGGGGCAGACAGCAAAAGCCCAAAGUGACACCCUGACACCCAAAAGCCAGAGCCCUGGUGCCAGGGAGCUCCAGAAAAUCAGCUCAGUCCUCCAUGCCACAGCACUUCAGGCUGCCGGCACGGCCAGAGAGCCAGGUACCUCUGGCUGCCCCGUGCCAAGCCCCUCACAGCCCGGCAAAGCUGCCCCUCCUCUCUCCCCAGAGGCCCCCAGCCCCGUGCCACCAGAGCCGGGGAGCCCAGGGGGAGAGGGUCCUGCCUGGCCGGGGGGAGACGGUGGUGAGAUGAGCCAAGGGAUGGAGCAUCCUCCACCUGGAGCCGUGGCAGAGGCCCACAAUUCCAACACUGAGCCCCUGGGAACGGCGCCAGCCUGCAGCCUGCAGUACCCAGCCCAGCUGGUCAGUGAGGCGCUGGAGGAUGCUCUCAAGGAAAUGCAAGAUGAUGCUCAGCCCAGAGAAGAACCCAUGCUCAGCGCUGCAUGGGCACCCCAGGAUGCCCGUGUCCCUAGCCCCGUUCCACCCAUAGAGGCUUGUGGAGGGGCUGUUGCAGAGGGGGCCAGGCAAAGGCAAGACCCCUCCAAGGGUGCCAGGGAUGGCGAAGCCCCCGAAGCGGAGGAGAGGGCUGGGGAAGCCAUGCUCCAGGGGCUGGAUGUGGAGACCAGCGCCCUGUGGGACAGAGCCGCAUCCCCACCAGGACUGCAUCCCUGUGGCACGGCUUCUUCCCUAAGUGCUGCAGCGAGCCGGGAAGAGAUGGGACCGUGGGAGGAGGAGAUGCUGAGCCCAAGGGAACCAGAAGCGGUGGCCCAGAAAGAGGACGCAAGUGGCCCUGGACAGAUGGGGAGCAGCUGGGAAGAGCCAGAGCGAGGGGAGGAUGAGGCGGAGGCCCCAAGCACAGAGGCAUCGCACCCCUCGGAGGACAAGGGGGAGAGGGGACCCCACAGCCCCUGCGGGGAGGACGGUGAUUUCCAGGUCAAAGGAAUGGAUGUGCAAGGAGGGGAGUCCCUGCAAAGGGAAGUCAAAGCUUCUUGUGCUGUCCUCGUGGAAAGCCACCCAAUUUUGCCCAUGGAAAGUCACCUGGAGGAGGACCUUGUUGAUGGAGACCAGGAAAAGUUUGAGCAUCAGGAAAUGCCUGUGUACGAGACGGAUCUCGCUGCAGAGGAGGAAAGCGGGCAGGAGGCAUGCCCAGAGCAGGAGCCCUCAAGCAUCCAUGAGGCCAUCCCAGCAGAAGAGGCUUCACUGGGGGCUGAAGAAGAUGCCGUGGGAGGGGAGGACACAGGCAGAGCAAAAGAUGGUGAGGGAGAAAAGGGAGAGGCUGGUGGGGAGGCUCUGGGAGGAGAAGACCCCUGGGCAGGAGAGGCUGUGGGACCUGAAACCCUGGGGCAGGAGAGCGGAGCCCGGGAGGAGCCUGGGGACCUGCAGGAAAAUGGCUUUGCAGAAGAGGUGCGGGAGCAGGAGGAGCUGGAGCCGGAGCUGGAGCCAGAGCCGGAGCCAGGAGAGGAGCCCUGGGGCAGGGGGGAUGAUGGCAGUGGCCAAAAGGCCCAUCCAGAGGACUGGGAGGUGACAGCAGAGGACACAGAGGGGGCUCUGGGGACAGAAAAGCCAGCAUGGGCAGAUGACAGCCCGACAAGCGCAGGAGGGCUGGAAAGUGAGGAGACAGACAGCACGUCACCGGCAGAGCUGGAGGAAACCCAGGAAGAUGAUGAAGAUGCCGAGAGCCAGGGUAUGAGCCAGCAGCAGCCACCGCCGGAGGCUGAGCCAGCCCCGGAGCUGGCAAGGGAUGAGCAGGAGGGCACUGCAGGGCAACCUGCCCAGGCACCCGCAGAUGUCCCUGGGCAAGGGGACAGCCAGGAGCUGGCCGAGGCUCCGGAGGAGCCAUGGGAGGUGCAGGAUGAAGAUGCUGACGAUGAGAUCGACUCAGAGCUGGGACAGCCAGAAAGCAGCAGCACUGGCCCUAUGGCACUUCAGCAGGCACCAGGUGACGGUGCGGAGACCGGUGAGUCGGCAGAGGAGGAUGGUGGGCGAUUGGGAGAGCUGGAGCAGGCACUGGGGACAGGCAGGAGGGUGGAGCUGGAGGACACACUGCCGGACAGCACGCCCUUGCACCUCUAUGAAGGAGAGAUGCUGGCUGUGGUUGCAUCCAGCCAAAACCCACCAGAGACUGAGGAGACUACAGAGACAGCCUCUGCAUCUGAAAUAGCUCCAGAGGAUGAAGGAUGGCUAGAAGGGAGGCACAAGCUACCAACUCCCACCAUGCCAGAGAGCUGCGAAGAGGAGGCCGGCAUGGAGGUAGCCCCUGUGGCAGAGGGUGCCGAGGAGGAGGAAGGCUAUUUCAUGGUCUCUGCUCCCAACCAAGAGGUGUCCAGCUCAGAGGAACCCGAGAUCUCCGAGGACUUUGAAGAAAUUAAAGUUGAAGCAACCGAAGCCAGCAAAGAUGAUCUGGAAGCUCCUGGAGAAGCAUCUCUGGUGCCAGAGGACGAAGGGCACUUUGAGGCAUUUGUUGGUGAAGCAGAUGAAGACAUGAAGAUGCCCAUAGAAGAACCUGAGAUGCCAAAGGAUGAGGAUGAGGACGAUGCUGGGGGUUUUACUGCCGAGUUGGAGGAAGGCCCAGCUGUGCCUGAAGCAGAUCUUGGCUCGCCUGGGGACAUGGGGCUGUUAGCAGGAGGCAGUGAUGAGUCAGCCCAGGGUGCCACAGGCUCUGGCGCGCGUGAGGAACCAGGGCUCUCCGAGGGUUUGGCUGCUGAAUCAGAUGGGGAGCUCAAUGACACGGUGGAGCUGGAGAGCAAUGCUGGCAGAGCUGAAAUGCUCCCAGGCUGCAACCUGGAGCUGGUGGGGCAGGAGGAGGAGGAGGAGGAUGAUAAGCCCAGCAUGGCUCACCAUGAUGCAGCCGAGCCCAUCCCUCCGGCAGGGCUCCAGGCCCAGGCAAUGCCAGUUUCUCCGCUGCCUGACCAAGCAGAGCAGACAUCGGAUGAGCAACCAUCUAUGGAGGAGGAAGCACGGGACGGUGACAACCUUCCCCCGGCCGGGGAUGAGGAGCCUCCCGAGGCCAAUCCACCUCGGCUGGGCUCCACACCGGAGCAGGAAGGUUUUCCAGAGAUGAUUAAAGGAAGCCCAAGUGCAGCUGAUCUCUCUGCAAAAGUGCCGGCGGACAUCAUGAAAGACUCCGAUAUCUUGGAAAUAGUCGAGCAAGCCCUGGAGUUCAACCAGGAGCUGGUGAUGGGGGUGAGGGCGGCUGAGGGUGGGCAGCGGGAUCCUGGUGGGACUGAGCUCCCCCAGGAUGCUGGGGAAGAAUCCUCACCCACCUUGUCCAGCGAGGAGGAGCUGACGGUGCAGGAGGCACUGGCAGAUGUGGCACCGGGGAUGGAGGGUCCGGUUCGGGCCGAGAAUGGGCUGCACCGGGAGGCCAGCCUGGAGGACCUGGCGGAAUUCACAGAGGAGAUGCUGAAUGGCAUCACCAGCGUGCUGCCGGCACAGGAGUUCCCCACAGAGACCGCAGACCCCACUGCAGUGAUGCCACCACAGCCCCCUGCUCCUGGAGAUGCCACCGCCACCAAGCUGGCUGAUGCCACCCCGCAUAGCAAGCACAGCGGAGCUGACGCCAUCCCCAUACCGUCCACUUUGGGGGACAACGUCUUGUGCCUCACACCCGACCAGCCACCGGCAUGCCAGCUGAGAGCCGAGCAGGAGCCCUGGUCCUUGGUGGAUGAGUGACGGUGGCAGUGGGGGACCCCUCUGGUAGCCCCCUCCCUGCCAAAACCCAGCACCCUCACUUUGCCCACCCACCCACCUAACGCUUCUCCAUCUUCUUAUGAUUUUUAACAUGUUUGUGUGGAUUUUUUGCACCCCUUUUCAGAGUGAAGAACCACCAAGCUCAAUUCCCCUCCCUAGCCCUCCAAAUUCGCAUGCUUGCUCCAGGAGCCCAGCCUCAUUUUGUGCCCCCUCUGGGUGGGUUGCUGUGGCUGUAUUUAAUUUAAACCCCGUUUCCCCCUUCCCUGUGAUCUCCCCCCUUCAAUCCCCCCAGUGCAUCCACCCCAGGAAGCCCAGCUGGAGGCUGGGGACCCCCACAUACUGCACCCCAGGGCCCAGCGCCUUGGGGCGAGGGCACCCUGGGGCCCGCAGCCCCAACCCCCCGAUGCUCGCGGGGCUGACCCACGCUGGAUGUAUUCGCUACCUUGACGUUAAUUUAAUAAAGCCUUGUCCUCUCGCUCGGA